Molecule: messenger RNA, 1301 nt
Organism: Anastrepha obliqua
Lineage: Eukaryota; Metazoa; Arthropoda; Insecta; Diptera; Tephritidae
Product: protein HGH1 homolog
Exons: 6
Coding region: 88-1224 (378 amino acids)
Source: RefSeq, a predicted model, not a curated record
AUUGUUUAUGUUCGUCUGUAAAUUCUAGCGUGCACGUUGCUCCUCUAUAUUUUGUAAAUUUUGUAUGAAAUAAAGCAAAAAACGACAAUGUCAGCUACUGAAUCUGGUGCGGAAGCAUACACUGCCACACUCAAGGAAUUGGUAACAUUUAUGCACCCAACACAACGCCUGGACUUGAAGGCGGUAGCGUUAACACAUGUGCUAUCUUUAACGGGUUCAGAAGAUGGCAAGAAAGCCAUACUAACUCUGGAUGAUGUUUUAAUUGCGUUAUUCAACCUCACACACGAUGACAACCACACUGUAGCUAAGGAUGCCGUAUUGAGUCUUAUCAAUCUGUCUGCAGAAGAGGUGGGUGCUGUAAAGGUAUUCGAAACUGCAAAGUCGCUAACUCCGGCGUUUCCUUUGGUUUCCGAGGCUAUUAAGCAAAUAACAGAGGAAAAAUCCAAGUUAGCCGACCCCUGGUCUAUGGUGUUAAGCAACUUAACACGUAGUGAAAAGUUAGUUGAAGACAUCAUCAUUGAAUUGGAGCUGAAUAACAAAACAUUGCCAAACUUACUAAAGGCUUUCACAAAGUUAGAUUACAACAAGGAGAAAGCGAAGCUGCAUUAUUUGGCACCAAUCUUUUGUAAUUUGACGCAAAGUGGCAGAGGUCGCGAACUAGCUUGCAACGCCAAAUAUGAUUUUCUCGAGAAAAUUUUACCAUUUGCUUCAUAUGAAGACUCAAUCGUGCGUCGCGGUGGCACUAUAGGUAUUUUGAAAAAUAUUUGCUUCGAUCCUAUGUAUCACAGCAUUAUUUUAAACGAAAAGGACGAUAUACUACAUGCGAUACUCUAUCCACUUUGUGGCCCUGAAGAGUUCACAGAUGAAGAGAAUGAAAAACUGCCAAUCGAACUACAAUACCUGCCUGAAACAAAAACACGUGAGGAAGAUCCAGAUUUGCGUAAAAUGCUUUUGGAAUCACUGUUGCAGCUGUGCGCAACAAAGCGUUUUCGCGAAGUUUUGCGGUCAAAAGGUGUAUAUGAAAUACUGCGUGAAUAUCACAAAUGGGAGGCAAAAUUUGGCAAGGAUAAAGAGUGUUUGUUAGCGUGUGAGAAUGUCGUGGACAUUUUGAUCAAGAAAGAGGAGGAAAUUGGCUUGGACAACUACAAAGAGGUGGAAGUGCCCGAAGAUGUGGCUGAUAAAUUUAUAAAAGAAGAUAGUGAAUAUUUGCAGAACGUUUUAUAAUGUAAAAUUCGAUAUAAACUGGGAAUUUAUUACGUACAAAAUGUGGCAAUUAAAUUUUUAUAAUAUGUACUAAAUAA